UGUCCUCUUUUUAUCGCAUCUACGCAUCUACUAUUCAUGUCUGUUUUGUGCCGCAAACUUCCACACUUUGCACAGUUCAUUUAUGAAAUUUCAAUAUCUCGAUUGAAGGCAAAUUAUUCCGUAAAUAUGGCCAAAAAGACGGCAAUUGUACUGGUUGCUGAUGGUACAGAAGAAAUGGAAGCAGUAAUCACUACAGAUAUCUUACGUCGAGCCGGAAUCAACGUGACUGUAGCUGGUCUACCUGAAAAAGAAUGCAUAAAAUGCAGCAGGGACAUUCAAAUUUGUGUUGAUGCGAAUCUUAAAGAUGCAGUUCAACAGAAAUAUGAUGUUGUUAUAUUACCUGGUGGCCUAGGAGGCUCAGAAGCUUUUGCAUCGUCUCAAGAAGUAGGAAAACUUUUAAAGGAACAAGAAAAGGAAGGCAGAGUUAUUGCGGCAAUUUGUGCAGCACCAAUCGCAUUGAAAGCACAUGAUAUUGCAAAAGGAAAACAGCUCACCUCUUACCCAUCGAUGAAAGAUAAACUGGCAGAUGAAUAUGAAUAUUUGGAAUCUACAGUUGUAACCGAUGGUAAUCUCAUAACUAGUAGAGGCCCAGCAACUGCAUUUGCUUUUGGCUUGGCAAUUGUGGAAAAGUUGCUUGAUAAAGAAACUGUAGAGAAAGUUGCAAGCGGAUUGCUGUAUACAACAUGCAAGUAAAAAGAUGUAUACACGUGCAUUCUGCUCAAGAAAUAUACUGUUAAACAAUGCUGCUUGUAAAUUAUUAAAUUAAUAAUUCAUUGUA
Molecule: messenger RNA, 778 nt
Organism: Megalopta genalis
Lineage: Eukaryota; Metazoa; Arthropoda; Insecta; Hymenoptera; Halictidae
Product: protein dj-1beta
Biological process (GO): glycolate biosynthetic process; response to oxidative stress; glyoxal metabolic process
Cellular component (GO): cytoplasm; nucleus; mitochondrion
Source: RefSeq, a predicted model, not a curated record